AUGAAGUUUAUUGUUCUUAUUGCAUUAUUGUACCUAGUGUAGAACUUUUGGACACCAUAGUUUAAUUAAGGACAUCAAGUUAUAGUGAUAUUUAGCACUGGCCAUAUUUUAGAAUCUUAAUCUACAGUCCCAAGAUAAGUAGUAAUUGAUAUCCAAUUCUCUAUCGUUUUUAAAUAUGCUCCUUAGGUUUUUAUACAAACUUAAAAAGUCGAUUGGCAUCUAGCAAUGCCUGGUGGCUUUUCUGAAAGAGUAAGUUAUAUCACAACAACUGGUAAUUGAAUAUAAUAAUCAAUCUAAAGGUUUCAAAAUUAGUGGGAUUGCAGUAGGUCCAAAUCCUCUUUAUGAAUUACAUAUUUAUUGGAUUGCUAUUCUUGAUCUUAGAAUUUUAGUUAUCACUUUAGAAACAUGGGAUGUUUAAGAAUUAAAAACUGGUACAGGUUAAAGAGAAGUAUAAUACAAGAUUGAACAUGAUUUAGAAGAUGCAACAAAUGGUAUAAUAUCACUAAUGGGAGUUAAACAUUCAUCUUAUAGUUCAACAAUUGAAAUAGAUGUAAAUUUUGUUAAUUUUAUAAUAUUAGAUUGCAGAGUUAACAUCAUAAUAUAUUAUUGUAUCUGUAAGGACAUAUUCUCAAUCAUAAUUGGAAUUUAUAAAAUUAAAUGUACUUAUAGGUACUAGCGAAUCAUUAUGGUCAUCUCCUAUGUAGGCUUUAAUCAAUGCUCCAGGUCAUCCAUUCGUUUCAAGAGGGAAUGGAAAUUACGAUCUUUAAUUGACAAUUGAUUGUCCAUAGAUUUCGGGAAAUUAUUAACUUAUUCCUCAUGUGACAAUUAGAGGGUACGAAAUCAUGAAUUUUGAAAAUAUUAGAUUAACAUAUACAAAUGUUGUAUUGAAUACUAAAAUAUCAUUUACACUAUCAACUUGUAACACAUAAAAAUUAUCAUUAGGGUCAACUUCUAUAAUUUACAGAGUUUACUAUUAAGGAGGAAUUUUUAUAUAUGAUCAAAAUUUCAAAUUUUUUGAUCCAUAUUGUGCUGAACUUUUUUCUGAAUGUGAUUUCAAUGGUGAUACUAUCAUUAUAUGUGAUAAAAUACCUGAUUUACAAGCAAUAGGAUGGACUAAACCUUUUCGUUCCAUAAGUGUUCCAAAACAUAGAAUAUUAUAUCUAUUUGAUUAAAUAAACUAUAGAGGUGUGAAACAAUCAGUCAUUUAAACUUAGAAAUGCAAUCAAUUUACAAAUAUUUUAUCUGCAUAAUUCUAACCAACAAUUUCAUUUAUAAAAGUACUCUUUCUCAAUACUAUUGUUGCAAAUAAUUGUUUAACAGUUAAAUUCUACAGUUAAUGCAACUAUUAAGGAACAAUGUUCCAAAUAACUUAAGGAUAAAAUUUAUAAUAAUCAAAAAAGAUCCCUUUUGAAAUCAUGUCAAUUAGUACUUGUCCUAAUAUAAUCAUAAAAUUAAAGGCACCAGGAGGUUCUGUCAAAGAAAUUACUACCUCAUAAGCAUGUAUGAAUAGUUUUAAAGUAAUUAUUUAUUUAUCAUUGGUUAGUUUCCAAAAUAUACAUAAAAUAUAUGA
Paramecium primaurelia is the source of this 1570-nucleotide messenger RNA. NCBI's taxonomy places the organism in Eukaryota, Ciliophora, Oligohymenophorea, Peniculida, Parameciidae. The record is from the annotation of a GenBank genome assembly.